Messenger RNA from Quercus lobata, 2150 nucleotides. RefSeq names its product kinesin-like protein KIN-14C. The coding region runs from base 377 to 1828 and encodes 483 amino acids. Lineage: Eukaryota; Viridiplantae; Streptophyta; Magnoliopsida; Fagales; Fagaceae. Gene Ontology annotation, molecular function: ATP binding; microtubule motor activity; microtubule binding. Gene Ontology annotation, biological process: microtubule-based movement. The record is from RefSeq and is a predicted model, not a curated record. The transcript is spliced from 17 exons.
UCAUUUCACAUUUUCACUAUCUCUGCCUCUGUGCCUCGCCCUCUCCGCCUCACUCAAGUUCACACUCUCUGCCUCUCCGCCUCGCCCUCUCCGCCUCACUCUCACUCGCACGCCACGCCCACGCCUCUCAAACAUUUUUUUUUCCUUCUCAUCCUCACGGGUCUGGUCUCUGAAGUGCUGGGUUUUUUUUUAUUCUUUUUGAGUUUUUUGACUUUUUUCCUUCUCGUUCUCGGUCUCGCCCUCGCCCUCUAAAGUGCUCUGCUCUCUGCUUCUCGGCUUCAUCAGGUUCUCCGUUCCUUGACUUCACUGGAAUCUCCAUUCAUUUCUCGGCUUCAUCUUAGGUUCUCCGUUCUGUGACUUCACUGUCUCUUGCACCAUGUCGAGGGCGAAGGGGAAGGAGGUCGCCAUUUCUGGACUUUCUUGGUCUGAGUUGAAGCAGCGAACCAAUGAAAGGAACACAGAGAAGUGGGAAAAAAUGGAAAAGGAAAAAGAGAAGGAAAAAAUAAAAAUAGAGGAACAAAAAAAGGAGAGACAAGAAAGAUACUUGAGAAGGACGCAAGAGCAGCAGACGCAAGAGCAGCAGCACGUGCUACACAUGCUACAGAAUUUGAAGAUGCAAGAGGAGCAUGUGCCACUGGAUUGGGAGAUAAAGGAAUUAGAAGAAGAAUGUAAGUUGAUACGGGAACGGACUAUAUUGGCACAGAGAAAGAAAGUGGAGGUCGAGGAGAAAGCUCUUAAAUUGAAUCAGACAUUGGAGCUUUUAAAAGCUGAGAGGGUGGUGCAGGAGAAAAUUAAGAAGGAAGACCUGCAAUUAAUUAUGGAAUUAAAAGGCAAAGUUCGCGUUUUUGUUCGAGUGCGCCCUUUGCCCCCUGAUGAGGCUGCAGAAAGAGUUAAAAAUUUGAUUACCUUCUCUAAAGCAAUCAAAGCUGGUGGCCAGGGCGUUGACUUGCAUCUUAAAGGAAAAGUAUAUCAUUUCACAGUUGAUGAGAGAUUUUCUGAGGAUGCUUCCCAAGAAGACAUUUACAAAGAAAUAUCCCCGCUGGUGCAGACCGCACAUGAUGGCUUUAAGGUUUCCAUCUUCGCUUAUGGCCAGACGGGGUCUGGUAAAACGCAUACCAUGGUGGGCAGCCAAGAAGACUUUGAGCAGAGGGGGCUUAUACCACGUUCAUUAGAACAGGUUUUUGACACCGGUCAAUUCCACAAAAAGAGUGGUUGGACAUACAAAGUGGAGGUUUCAAUGGUUGAACUAUCCAGACAUGGAUAUUUCGAUUUGUCAUCAAAAAGGGACAAAAUUGAAACUCCAAUUCUUUCAAAAAAAGUUGAAGUUUCGUGUUCGAAAGAUGCUUUACAACAUUUCCGGAUGGCUAUAGCAAGAAGGUCUAAGCGUAGUAUGAAGAUGAAUGAUGCGUCAUCAAGGAGUCACUUCUUUUUUACAGUAUACAUACGCGGUAAAAAUGAGGAUCCCAUGCUUACAUCCGAGGGAGUGUUACACUUUAUUGAUCUGGCUGGGAGUGAGCCAAUGGACAGCACUUACCAUUCGCAACUGGACAAUCCUAAUGUUGAUUCGUAUGAAGAAUCUAAGUUUAUCAAGGGUUCCCUUUUCGAUUUGGGUCAAGUGUUGAGAGACGUGGUGGCAAAGCCGGUUGGUGCACAAGUUUUCUAUAAGCAGCGGCUAUUUAAAUAUUUGCAGUAUUACCUUGAAGGUUCAAAGAUCGUGAUGUUUGCUAACGUCUCCUCCUCAGCUGCUUCUAUUAUAAGAUCAAAGGAUACACUGAAUUUUGCUAAUGAAGUUAGCGGGCGACAGUCGAAAAUUUCAAAUGUGGCCUGAGCUUAUUUGUCAAAUAUUCAUCAGCAAGCAGGGUCCCUUUUGUCCAAUAGGCAGGCAGCUUGGAGUGUUUGGUCUCCAUUUAAUCUAGAAAGUCUGACAUUAAAACUAGACCACAAAUCUUGAUUCUUUUGGUAUUUAAUCUUGUUUUUCCUUGGAACUCUUUCUUGUCCGCAUCACAAGCUCAAUUGAGAGGAACCUUUGUUUGCCUUCAGGCAUCCCGAAAUUAACAAUGUACUGAAAUUUAUUUCAGCAUAUUUUUUGAUAGGUAACUGUAAAAAUUUUACUAGAAAGAAAAACAACCCCAGUGCACUGGCGUUCUUUA